UUUACAAAUACCUUAAUAUGUUAUAAAAAGACAUUAAUACUUAUUUCAUCAUUAAAAACCUUUUGAAUGGAUUCUAACGAACAAGCUGAUAAUUCAUGUACCUCCGAAAAUGGAAGAAGUCGAUUUUCAUUCCGUGAUUCAGGCGAGGAAAUUCAAUCUAAAGUUGAGUGUUGCGGUCAUAAAACGUGCCACUUAGACCGUUACAACCUUAUUAGCAACGUUAAACCCUUUACUCCAAGGCCUUACACCUUAUAUAAAGUGAUCGUUACAACUGCAGACAUUCAUGGAGCUGGUACAUCUGCUCAGAUCUACAUCACACUUAAAGGUGAAUGGGGUUCGUCAACGCGUCAGAAGCUUAGAAAAAGCAAAACUAUUUCGAAAGAAUCACGCUUGCAUUUAUUCCCCGGGUCAACACACACGUUCUCUGUGGUUUCUCCUGAUCUUGGUGCAUUGCAAUCUGUAUUUAUAGAGCAUGAUAGUUUACGGAAAAGUGAUAGCUGGCUUUUGGAGAGUGUACAAGUUCUACAUCCUUUGACAAAAAAGCGUUACAUGUUUAUCUGUAACCAUUGGUUUUCAUUAUACAAAGAAGAUGGAUUAAUUGCACGUGAACUAUUUGGAAUCAGGAGUGCAAAAACAAAAUAUUCCAUAGUUACUGUAACAGGUGAUCAAGAAGGAGCUGGAACAAAUAGUAAAGUGUAUAUAACAAUUUAUGGAAGAACUGGUAUCACACCAAGAAUUGAAUUAAGCCAAGAAAAUAAAAGUUCUGGAAAGGAUAUUCUGUGUGCACCUUUUGGACGUGGUACAAGUUCAAAAUUUAUUGUUAAAGCGCCUAACGUCGGUGCAAUAACCAACAUUCGUAUCAAGCAAGAUGGAUUAGGAAAUGAACCAGAUUGGUUUUUGGAACGUGUUGUAGUCACAGAUUUGUCAUAUCCUCAGUGGACAUAUUACUUCCAUUGUUCAUGUUGGUUAUCUAGUAAAUAUGGAGAUAAAAAAUUAUGUAGACUUAUUCGAGGUUAUCGUGAACCUACAGGAACAGGUACAGAAACACAAUACAAAUUAACAUUUUAUACACCUGACAAAAUGGAUUCAGGUACAACAGCUGAGGUGUAUGUGAAACUAUACGGUGAAACAGAUUCAAGUCGAGAAAUCUGGUUGAAUUCAAUUCAUCAAGUGGAUAAAACACAACCACAGUAUUAUCAUUUUAGUCGAGGUUCUACUGUUGUAGUUCACCUACCUUCAUGUCCACAACUAGGUGAAAUAACUAAGCUUAAAGUUGGACAUAAUAAGGCUGGUUCUUCACCAUCAUGGUUUCUCAGCAAGGUAAUUGUAGACGAUUUAAAAAUGAAUCGUGUAUUUGAAUUCCCUUGCAAUAAAUGGAUUGCUGAGCCAAGUGAGGUGAUACUGGCUUGUGAAAAGUCGAUUAAAAAGGAAGAAAAGGAAGUUGUUUGGCAGAAAAUCCCAUUGGAAAUCCGAUUGUAUACUGGUGACUUACCUAAUGCAGGAACAACUGCUCGAGUUUACCUUCGAUUAACUGGCCCUGAACAAAUGUCUGUACCCAAAGCUCCUUUGUCGAAUAAUCAGUUAACGCGUAACGUUCCACAGGCAAGAUUCGACUUAACAUCAGAUCAGCAAGGGGAUUCUGAAGUGAACAAAGAUAAUCUGUAUACUACUCCACGUAUAUGGUUAGAAGAUGGUGCUUAUGAAAGGAAUAAAGUUGCAUUGUUUUCUAUCGAUUUACCAGUACCCAAGCAGAUUUGUCCUAUAUCACAGUUGAUGAUAGGACACGAUAAUUCCGGCAGUUCUCCAGCAUGGUUCCUUGAUAAGGUUCAAAUCUACUGUCCACUGAAUGGGAUUGAACAAACUUUUGGAUGUCGUAAAUGGUUGUCUAGUACUAAAGCAGAUGUUAAAGUUGAACAAAUACUGUCUGAAGAUAAAUCCCUCAGAAAAUAUACAGAUAAAAAAAUACCAUGGGAGAUUGUAGUGAAAACCAGUCCAAUAUCAAAUAGUUACCUUACCGCCAACGUCAGUAUUAUCCUGUUUGGCAGUAAAGACAAAACAAUGAAAAUCCAAUUGGAUCGUUCACUAUUAGAAGACUCUUCUGAAUGGACUAAAAUGUCUAAAAAUGAAAUAGUAGAUAUGUUUAAACCAAAUGUGGAAUCGAAAUUUCGUACUUAUAUCAAAGAAAUUGGCUUGCCAUAUAAGUUGAGAGUUGCACAUGAUAACAAAGGAUCAAAUCCAAAUUGGCAUCUUCAAAUGAUCACACUAACUAAUAUUAGCACACAUGAAACAUAUGAAUUUUACUGCAAUCGUUGGUUGAGUAUUCGGGAGGACGAUGGCGCCAUUUGUAGAGAAAUUCCUGCGAAAGGUCCUGGGAUAACUGAUCCACCACCAGUUUUUCAUUAUAUUAUUCAAAUACAUACUGGAAAUAAACCAAACUCUGGUACCAAUGCAAAUAUUUUCAUCAAUAUCUUUGGGGAUAAUGGUGAUUGCGGUGAAAGAUGGUUAAAGCGUUCAGUAAACCAGAAUGCAAAGUUAUUCCAACAGAAUCAGAUGGAUGAAUUUGUCAUAGAAGCCGUUCGACUCGGUGCAAUUAGAAAAAUUUGUAUUGGCCAUGAAGAAAGAUCACCUGGGAAUGGUUGGUAUUUAGCGAAAGUUGUACUGACCAUCAAAGAGAAUCCUAAAUAUAGACUGACAUUUGAAUGUUAUCGAUGGUUUGACACUGGAGAAGAUGAUGGACAGAUCAUCAGGGAAUUAACUCCACAUAGUUCACUAUACGCUGUCGCAUACAAUGUGACAGUGUUAACCGGUAUGUGUAAAAAUGCAGGCACUACUUCAAAUGUGUACGUUCACCUAUACGGAACGCAAGGUGAUAGCAAAGAUAUGCCACUUAAGCACAAAGGCAUUGAGAUUACUAAAUUUGAAGCAGGAAAAUCUGAGGAAUUUUUACUAACUUGUGGGAAACUUGGUGAGAUUAAAAAAGUCAAAAUAUGGCACGAUGGUAUUGGACCAGAUUCAGGUUGGUUUUUAGACGAAGUGAUUGUCACUGAUUACUAUCUUGGACGUCGAUAUGCAUUUCGUGUACACCGAUGGUUAGCUAAAAAUGAAGCAGAUGGAUUGUUAUCAUUAGACUUACAACCUACCAGUAUUAUCAAUACAGAGAGAAUGAUGCCGUAUGACGUUGUGAUAUUCACCGGUGAUAAAAGUGGCAGUGAAGCAAAAUGCAAUGUCAGUAUUCAACUGUUUGGUACACCUAUGCAGAGAAAAACUGAAAUUAUUAAACUGUCGCAUAAACCACACUGUUUCAAAUUUGGUCAACCAGAAGCAUUUAGAAUAUUCGCGCCUGAUAUCGGUCCAUUACAAAAACAAUUAGUAGAACGUGAUGGAACAGGUAUAUCUGAUGGAUGGUUCUUAGAGAAAAUUCUUAUUAGAAAGCCAUCUAAUUACUUUGAAUCAACGAAUAGUUCUCCUGCUAAGAGCCCCACCAGAACACCAACAGGCCAAGUGAUUGGAGGUCAAAUAUCACCGCAGAAAGAAUUCAACCCGACAAAUGUUACAUCAGUUAACAGACAACAGCAUAAUUCGCCUACUGUAGCAGUUAUUCCCGAAGGCAUUAAAGAUGCAGAAGGCUGUGAAAACUACUGGUUUCAUUUCAAUACAUGGUUAUCAAAACAACAGGGUGACAAACAAAUGAGCUGUGAAGCAGUCUCAUCUACUGAAAAUGGAACACAUCUACAAAAACUAAUGGAAUCUGCUUACGAAGUUGUAGUGAAAACUGGUGAUCGUAAGUACGCAGGUACAGAUUCUGGUGUUUAUUUAACAAUGUUUGGGAUAAAUGGAGAAUCAAAAGAAUAUCAUUUAUCAAGCUCAAAAACACAUACCAAUAAAUUUGAACAAAAUCAUGAAGACAUAUUUAGUUUAACUGCUUUAGGUUUAGGUCCUCUUAUGAAAAUUCGAAUCAGGCAUACAAAUAAAGGUAUUGCUGCUGGUUGGUUUUUGGAUUACAUUCUAAUACGUGAAACUGUGCAACAGAAAACUGCAGAAUAUCUGUUUCCUUGUUACCAAUGGUUGUCGGCUAGUGUUUCAGAUGGUCUAGUUAGUCGUGAACUAUGCGUUGCAUCUUCAAGCAUUCUUGAAAGAUGGAAGUCUGGUCAUGAUAUUAUCGAUGAUUCUAGACUUAUUCUAGAAGAUCAAAUUACAAUUUAUCACAUUCGUACCUAUACUGGAUCUCAGUCUAAAGGUGCCUCCGAUGCAAAUGUACAAAUAAGACUGUUUGGAGACAAAGAUUUUUCUGGAAACAUUACACUGCAUAAAGCAUUCAGUGAAAUAGAAGAAACAAUAGUCAAUAAGUUCGAAGCUGGUGAGGUAGCAAGCUAUAUCGUCAAAGCGAUAAAUAUUGGCAAUAUUAAAAAAAUCAGAAUUGGAAGAGAUUUUACUGGUGUAUCAUCAAACUGGUAUCUUCAGCGUGUUGAAGUUGAAGCUAAAAAAUUAGGACUGUUAUGGAAAUUCGAGUGUAACCAGUGGAUUAGUCCACAACAGUCACAAGUGGAAUUGUUCCUUGAACCAAAAUAUACAUCAUUUGUCAAACCGAUGACCAACUAUCAAAUUAAAACGUUUACAAGUGACAUUUCUGGAGCAGAAACAACAUCCAAUGUCUAUAUCCAAUUGUACGGAAAUGAUGGUUCCCCGAGUACAAUAAGACGUUUACAGCCGGAUGAUGACAGUGAACAAUGUUUUCAACGGAAUAGAAUAGAUACAUUCUAUGUGGAAUUAGAAGAGUUACAAGAGCCUUAUAGUAAAUUAAGGAUAUGGCAUAAUGAUAAAGGCGUGUCAACAGAUUGGCAUUUAAAUAAAGUUGAGAUAAGAAAAGUGAGAACACGUCAGUAUAGUUUUGUUACCUACAUAUUUCCAUGCAAUCAAUGGCUUUCACGUAAUAUGGACAAUGGAGCAUUAGAACGUGAACUUCUACCAAGCCAAAUGAGACUAGAUCAAAACGGUAUAGUACAAGUGGAAAAAGAGAUUAUACCAAAAUGGUCCAUUAAUACUUAUGAAGUUAGAAUUAUCACUGGAGACAAGGCAUUUGCAGGGACUGAUGCUUCUGUUUACCUUACAUUAUAUGGUGAGAAUGGUGAUAGUGGUGAACGUAAAUUGGUGAAAUCACUUACACAUCGAAAUAAAUUUGAACGUGGACAAACAGAUGUGUUUCAUUUGGACAUAGUGGAUCUGGGAAAAAUAAACAAGGCUCGUAUCCGUCACGAUAACUCUGGUGUUAAUCCUUCAUGGUAUUUAUCACGAAUCGAAGUUUUCAAUGUUACGAAAUCUAAGAGCCUACACAACUCACAAAUGGGGGCUAAUGAAAUGCACACUUUAGUGAAUUAUACAUUUAAUUGUGAAGCAUGGCUGUCAACUGAACAUGAUGAUAAACUUUUAGAUAGAAUCUUUCUUGUUGAACAUGUUAAAACGCAAGAAACUGUUAAGAAGUUACCGAAUACUGUAUCAGAAGAAAUUGCGCAUGAUGUGACCGAUAAAAGUAUACCCAACCUUACUAACUACAAAGCAGAAUUACAACAAAAGGAUGUGAAACCAGUAGAGACUAUACCGUAUUUGAUUACUGUGAUCACUGGAUCUGACAAAAAGGCUGGUACACCUGGCCCAGUUUGGAUCUGUUGUAUCAGUAAAAAUCCGUCAAACUCUGAAAAGUUCAUUUUAUGUGACAGUUAUAACAAAGUAGCACUAAAGCGAGGAACAACACGACACUUUCGACUAAUGGGUGCUAAAAUUAAUGAUUUAGCUGAGAUACAAGUUGGAAAUGAUGCUCCAGAGAGUCCUACUAUGGGUUGGUACUUACAGUCCUUAUAUGUUUCAUUGCCGACACUUGGUAAAAUGUAUCAGUUUGAAUGCAAUGAAUGGUUAUCAGUGACACGUAGCGAUAAGAGAAGAACACAAAGUUUUAAAAUAUCAGAUCAAAAUGUUUAUCAAUUCCCUAGAAAACUGACAUACAACUUGAAAAUAUCUACAGCUGAUAUAGAAAAAGCUGGUACAGAUUGUUCAGUUACAAUUCAAAUUUUCGGAACAAAUGGAACAUCCAACAGUUAUAUAUUAGAAAAGACUAGUAAUCGAUUCAAUCGAGGAGUAAUUGAUAAUAUUAGCAUAGAAAUGGAGGAUGUUGGAAAUAUAUUAAAGUUACGCAUAGGACAUGACAAUCAGGGUAAACAUAAACACUGGAAUUUGAGCUAUGUGGAAAUAACGUGCAGCAAUUCAAGUCAACUGUACCGUUUUGAUUAUAAUGAUUGGUUCAGUUUGACCUAUGGGAAAAGGAAAACACUGUGGGCUGAUAUACCUGCAACGGUUGGUAAUACUGUUCAGUUGAAAGCAACAAGUUUGGAUAUUUUCGUCAAGACUGGAAAUAUGUCUGACAGUUCUACAGAUGCCAAUAUUUUUAUACAACUAUUUGGUGAGUAUGGUGAUUCUGGAGAGCUGGCGUUGAAACAGACUGUUACCAAUCAGAAACCAUUUCAAAAUAAUGCAACCGAUCAUUUCAAAAUACCAUCUAUUCUAAAACUUGGCAAUUUAGCACGCUGUCGAAUAUGGCAUGAUAAUAGAGGAACAUCACCGAAUUGGUAUUGUGAAUGGCUUGAAGUAAGAGAAGUUAUUGAAAAAGGCGAGAACAGUUUAACAUGUCACUGGAAAUUCACCUGUAACCAAUGGCUAUCAACAGGUGAUGGUAAUAAACAGUUGUUGCGAGAUAUUUCAUGUUCUGAAGUCUAUUUAUCCGAUUCCAAAGGCGAAAAAAUUAACGAUCAGGAAUUCAUUGAAACUAAAAUGUUAUUGGCUAAUUCUACAAGUAUGGUCACUUUAAACGACAGAGGACAAAUAGUCUACGAUGUAGAAAUACAAACUGGGAAAUUGAAAGAUUCAGGCACAACUUGCAAUGCUUGGGUAGUUAUAGAAGGUAAAAAUGGUCGUAGUCCAAGACUGGAGCUUAUAAACAAAGCAGAAAAGCCAAUACUUCAAACCGGACAAAUUAAUCAAUUCCAAUUAUCAAGUUUCCCAUUAGGUGAAAUUGAAACUGUUCGACUAGGUAUACACGGAAUACCUGAUAGCAAACAGACUAAUUUAAAAGAAAUGCAAUCACUCAAGUGGUAUUGUGAACGAAUAAGCAUAAAAGAUCCAAUAAGCAAACGCAUGUAUAUAUUUAUGAUUAAUCAGUGGUUAAGCGUUAUUCAAACUUCAGAUUUCAAGAAGGAUAUUCUAGUCAACUAUAGUAAAAUUGUUGAAGAACCUCGGAAACAAGCAUUCAAUGAAUUUAAAAAUAAACGAAGUGUCAUGUAUAAAAUAUCAGUCUAUACAGGGACAAAAGGAUGUUCAAUUACGGACGCUAAUAUCUUCAUAACUAUGUUUAGUCAUAAACCAGCCCUCAACUCUGGAAGAAUUGCACUGAGGAGAGAUAACAGAAGUUUAUUUGAUAGAAAACAUUUGGAGGAAUUUUUCGUAGAGUCUAUAGAUUUAGAAUUUAUUCAGCGUGUUAUAAUUGAACAUGACAAUACUGGUGUUAGUCCCGAUUGGUAUUUGAAUAAAAUAUUAAUUACAAAUCAGCUGACCAAUCAGAUUCACAUAUUUCAUUGUAAUCAGUGGAUUUCUAAAAAGAAAGGAGAUUGUAAAAUCUGGAAAGAAUUAUUGGUUUCGAAUUGAGUGUGUUAACA
This is a messenger RNA of Trichobilharzia szidati, 7700 nucleotides long. NCBI's taxonomy places the organism in Eukaryota, Metazoa, Platyhelminthes, Trematoda, Strigeidida, Schistosomatidae. The record is from the annotation of a GenBank genome assembly.